ACCCCUCCUCGGAGCACUCCUGGAGAAAGCCUGGAGAGAUCCUGUCACUGCUCCAAGAUCCUGUCUCAACAUCAGACAUGGGAACCAGGAGCCCCGAACAAGACUUCACAGCCUGAUCAACCAGUGAAGUUGUUUGUCACCUUACGGGGUGCUCCUGCUGAACUCCCACAAAAGUGAGAAGAAGGACUCAAAGACAACAUGAAACUGAAGUCUGCUCUGGGACUUUGCAGCGACAUGGCCCUGUGGGUACAAACUCUAGCCUUCCUCCUGGCUCUUCCACCCUUCCUGUGUGUGCAGGAUCCAGCACCAUCCAGUCCCAGCAGGCAGGAAGGAGUCAAGAGUCCAGGUAAUGUUGAUGUCCAUCAACCCGUGGUGAUUCCUGUCUCAUCGAACCUUGAAGCAAAGUGCCGAGUGCCAGAGCUCUGGGACAGCCGAGCUGACUUCACACCAAAACAGCUGUCUUAUAACCCAGGUGAGAUGGUGACAUGGAGCUGCCCCAAGGGCCAUCGGCCCUCACUAGUCAACACCAUGUGCAUGCAGUUGGGGAACUGGAAUCCACCGAGUAUCCACUGUGUUGGGUUCUGUACAGUUGCUGGGAACUUGCCCCCAUCCGUGUCCACAACCUCCAUCCAGACAGAGUUUCCAAUUGGCCAGAGGGUUUGGGUGACCUGUCGUCCAGAGCAGUUUGAGGAGGGCUCAUUUCCGGUGCAGUGUGUGGACAGAGCCGGGCAUCCUGAGUGGGACAUAAGCCAUGUGAGCUGCAUUGGAAAGCCAGAGUCCAAGCAAGCAGGGAUUAUGGCAUGGUACGUGGCCAUGGCCAUGGCCAUAGGACUGCUGCUGUCUGCUGGGGCCCUUGUGAUGUGGGUUGUGCUGUCCAGGCGGCACCAGGCUGCAAGAAGCAGCACAGAGCAGGAGCACUAUGAAGAGCUGCAGCCCCAGGGCCCAUUGGACAUCUACAGCCAGAUGCAGACCCCUCUGCCAGCAGUGCCAGGAGUUGCCAGGAGGGGCAUCCCAGACUCCUCCCUGCAGGCCUGAGUCAUGGCCCAGCUGGCCGUGCAAAUUAACCCUGUUCCCUCUGCAAGCCAAAGUGGCAGAGCUUCAGGGACAGCUCCUGAGAUCCCCAGGCAUCGGGGGAUUAACAUAGGCAUCUGGACCAGUUAUGGGACUUGGGGGUGCAGCAAAAUGGGUCCCAUUUGUGCUGCAUGCCCAGAGUCCUCCAACCCUGCACUGUUUUUCCCCUGACACCUCCUCCUUUCCAGGCUGGGCAACCUCAGCCUCAUUCAGCCGCAGAACCUGCUCUACUCCAUCCACUCAGUGGAAUAUCAAGUUUGGGGUGUCCUCAAUCAUCUCCUUUCCAUGGACUCUGCCUCCACUACAGCCACAACCCAGCACUCUGGGGGAAAAUGUAAACCAUGCAAUACAAGCACCAGUCCCGUCUCAAAGGAGUGACCAGGCUCCAAGCAGAAAGGAAAACACAAAAGAAAGUUUCUAGGGGACUUAGCUUGCUUCCUAUGCAGGUCCCAGGUUCUCUUCCCUGGGAGUGGCUUCCUGAGUCCUCUCACCAUAGUCUAGGUGGGUGAAGAGGCCUCAGACUGGAGUUGUCUGGGGGUGGCAUUGCAUCUCACCAUCCACCCAGAAAGGAAUGCACAUUGGCGAGGUGCAAAUCCCUUUAGUGGGUUCAGCUGGAACCUGUUAUCCCUGGGUGUAAAAGGGCUGAAGUCCAUAGUGUACUUGCAGUUCAGGCAGAAUCCUGUUUGCCAAAUCCUCAGAGAGUUGAGCCUGCACCUAUGAGAGCAGGGUUCCCUCUGCCACCAGAAGAGGAGGCAUGGUGGAGCAGUGCCCCAGUAGUGGUGAGACAAGGGCUACCUUGGUCUAGGAGCUGCAUGGGCUGUGCUGGAUACACUGCCCCACCAGCAUUGGACUGAGUGAGAGCUUUAAACAUACUGACUGUGCUGAACUGGUAGCAGUCAGGUGUAGGGUGGACUUCUGUUUGAUUACUAAAAUGUUCAUAAUGCUCUCUGUCAGCCCACCUCCCUUUCUCUUGGCUGAUAUCCCUCACAGUCCAGGAUGAUCACUCCCACUGGUUAAGUAAAGAGUUUUUUAAAGAAUCUGUUGAUGGCUUUGAAAGGCUCACACCCAUCAUACUUGCUGAUAGGCAUGGCCCGGCGUGUUGGGCUGCAUCAUACCUGGGUCUGUUUGCCCACCACAACUUCUUGUUCACAUUGGGUGUAACCCUGAAGAUGGUGAUCAGUGGUUCCCUUAGGGCUCAAGAAUGACUCUAUUGGCAUACUUUUUGUGCGGCUCUCUGCCCCCCAAGCUUCACCCUUUCCUUUUGGGUGGUGUGGUCAGCCCUGAUGGUGCUCUGACCCUGUUAGAGUUGGAGCUGCUUGAGAGGAGGGAAAGAUGUUCCCAUUGGGACACUAAGAGAGAAACGAUUUUACCAGGUUGUGGGUGGGGGCUUGAGUUAAUCAAUUUGUGUAGAGCCCUCGGGUGAAUGUGGCCCUGCUUGCUGCCAUCUGGCACCUGGCAGAAAGGUGACAUGAGUUUCUCAGUCUCCUCUAUGACCUCAUCUAUUGAAGCCUCAGUUGGGGUCAGAUCCACUGACCUGUCCCUAGAGAGGAGUGGGCCUGGGGACAGAAUCUCCCUGACAUUUCCUGCAGCGAAGACACAUGCAAGGAUGCCUUCAAGUUCCUGGCAAUGGCCCUGUCAUCCUUUCAUGCCCCUUGGACACCCUGACCAUCCACAGGCCCAACUGACUCCCUGGCAGGUCUUUGUCUUCUCAUGGGCUUCAGGAAUGUUUCCUGUCACCUUCUGUGCCUCUUGCUCAUUUCUCCUCCACUUCUUCCUGGCUUUGUCUCAUUACAGUCUGACAUUUGAUUGCCUGGAGUAUCUGCCCUUUCUCAUUUUCCUCCUUAGGUUUGACUUCUACUGUCUGAAAGACAGGCAAGGUUCUUUGGGUGGAUGUGAUAUCUUUUAUUAGACCAAAAAAAAGUUCGAAAAAUGUACUUCACAAGUUUUUGGGCACAAUGUCUGAAAGAAGCUCCCACUGUGGACUGGGCUCUCUGCCCUGCUUCCACUGUCCCAGGAGCCACACAAGCCACACAAUACCACAUGCCUGCAGCCACAGGGAUGAGCUCUGUCCCCUGCCAGCCCGGUGGCAGCAGGCACAUGGCAUUUUGCAGGUCCCAGCACAAAGGCAGCAUGGUGCAGAACCCAGCCCACAGCAGCAACCUGCCUCCACCCCAUGCAGAAAUCCGGGGGACGUGCUCCCGAUGCCUCUCCCAGGAUGCACGCAGCAGCUGGGGCCUCCACCCCAUGCUCAUGGACAAGGCACCUAGGCUCUGACCAUCCCAUGACCCACCCCAGAAACCCAUUCACCCCAGCCCCCUCCCCUGCCUCUGCCCCACUCCCUCCCUCACUGUGGGGACCUUGAUCUGUCCCCCCAAACCUCCCACGCCAUGCUCCUUACCCUUCAAAGACUUGCCUGCUGUGAUGGGCAGUGCUCCUGGCUUUGUGCAGGCAGAGACUAAGUGUUUGUGUGCGUGUACCCUGCUGCAGCCAUCUGGAGCCUGUGCCUGGGCUGCCCUGUGACCCUCUGCACUGCCACUGCUGCCUCAUGUUUGGGGGGUCAAACCUCAUUAGCCCUGAUCUUCAACUGUCUAUGGCCAGAAGUGUGAUGUUGUCACCUCCUAGUUUUCUUAUAGUCACCAAAGCUUUCUUACUGUUCUGUGCCAGAUUGGUGUCCUUGAUCAUCCCUUUCCAGGCGUUGUGUCUCUCUACUCCUAUGGUAUCUAUUAGGUUUUCACCCAGUGUAGCAGUGGAUUCUGAGAAGGGGUCAAGGUGGUAAUCUUUCUCAUAUAGCGUGUACAGAUCUGAUGCUGAGCUCAACAUGCCUGGGAUAUAUCUUGUGCAGAAGCCCAUUGGGCUGAAGUGAUAUGCACUUCUCUUCACAACCCUCACAAAAUUGUUAUAAUUCUCGUGGGUCAGUGUAAUAUCCCUGACUGACUGCUGCAUUUCCUCUGUGAAGGAUGCCUAAUUGGCUUUCUUCAGAUUGAAAUGUCUUCAGAAGGGAGUGUUUUGCACCAUUACUGGGGACCCUACUUUGAUACUUCUAGAGCGAUGUUCGGUGUGAGGUAUGGGCCCCAACACUGCCUGCUUGAACAUCUGGCUGAUUCCACUGCUCACGAAGCUAAAGUCUGGGUUGUAUCCUCUUCUCCAGUGACUGCUAUUAAAUGAUUUGCUUUGUUCAGCAUCA
Molecule: messenger RNA, 4255 nt
Organism: Alligator mississippiensis (American alligator)
Lineage: Eukaryota; Metazoa; Chordata; Crocodylia; Alligatoridae
Exons: 8
Coding region: 199-1035 (278 amino acids)
Source: RefSeq, a predicted model, not a curated record